UGAUUUGAUGUUUGAUCCGGAGCACGUAAGAAAUCCAAAAUGCUCGAACCUGGUGAUGUACAGCUUUCUUGCGCAAUGUAUAUACUUUUUUUGGGGGGGGGUGUCUUGCCAAUAGGUAGCCUCGGAACUCGUUUCCAGAAUAAAAGCUCCACCUAAGACUUGAAGAGGCAUUUUCCAAGGGGACUCACUAUCCCCUCUGUUGUUUGUAAUCGCCAUGACCCCACUUUCACAAAUACUAAACAAAACAGGCCUCGGAUACCAAACAUCUAAAACAUCAAGUAAAAUCAACCAUCUGCUGUACAUGGACGAUCUGAAGUUGUAUGGCAAGUCCCAGUCAGAAAUCGAAUCACUGCUAAACACUGUCUGUAUAUUCAGUAGCGAUAUAGCAAUGGAGUUUGGACUAGACAAGUGUGCUGCAUUAAUAAAGAACAGAGGGAAAAUAACAAAAACAGAAGGAAUAGAACUGCCCAAUGGAAGCAAGAUCAAGAAUUUGGAAGAGAAAGAACCUUACAAAUACUUGGGCAUUCUCCAGGCUGAUAACAUCGCACACACUGAAGUUAAAAGAAAAAUUGGAAGUGAAUACAUCAGGAGAGUUAGAAAAAUCCUCAAGUCCAAACUCAAUGGCGGGAACACCAUACAAGCCAUAAACACCUGGGCUAUACCUGUUAUCAGAUACACUGCAGGAAUAAUAGACUGGACCCAGGCAGAGCUAGAGACUCUAGAUCGUAAGACCAGGAAAAUCAUGACCAUCAAUCAUGCUCUGCACCCCCGCAGUGAUGUAGAUAGGCUAUACCUCCCUCGCAGCUCAGGUGGAAGAGGAAUGCUGCAAGUCCAUCAAACAGUAGAGGAGGAGAAAAGAGGCCUUGAAGAAUAUAUCAAGGACAGUGAAGAAGAUGCACUUCAAAUGGUCAAUAAUGCGAAACUAUUCAACACCAAUGAAACAAAGCAGGCCUACAAGAAAGAACAAGUCAAGAACCGAGCAGAAAAAUGGAAAAAUAAGCCCCUGCAUGGUCAAUAUUUGCACAAUAUAAGUGGAAAAUCAGACAUCACCAAGACCUGGCAAUGGCUUAAGAAUGGCAACUUGAAGAAAGAAACAAACAGAGGGUUUAAUACUGGCUGCACAAGAACAGGCACUAAGAACAAAUGCAAUAAGAGCAAAAGUUGAAAAAUCCACCACAAACAGCAAGUGCCGCCUUUGUAAAGAAGCAGAUGAAACAGUGGACCACCUAAUCAGCUGUCGUCCAAAGAUCGCACAGACUGACUACAAACAAAGGCAUGACAAGGUAGCAGGGAUGAUACACUGGAACAUCUGCAAAAAAUACUAGCUACCUGUAGCCAAACAUUGGUGGGACCAUAAAAUUGAAAAAGUUGAAGAAAAUGAAGAUGUAAAAAUAUUAUGGGACUUCGGACUACAAAAAGACAAACAUCUGCCACCCAAUGCACCAGAUAUAACUGUAGUUGAGAAGAAAGAAAAACAAGUGAAAAUAAUCGACAUAGCAAUACCAGGGGAUAGCAGAAUAGAAGAAAAAGAAAUAGAAAAAAUCACCAAAUACAAAGAUCUACAAAUUGAAAUUGAACGGCUGUGGCAGAAAAAGACCAAAAUCAUCCCAGUGGUAAUUGGCGCCCUGGGUGCAGUUCCAAAAGACCUUGAAGAGCACCUCAACACCAUAGGGGCCACAGAAAUCACUAUCAGCCAAUUACAAAAAGCAGAUUCACUGGGAACAGCCUAUAUUCUGCGACGAUAUCUAUAACAACAGCAACAACAUUGACAAUAAAAUUCUGGCAUCCCAGGUCCUUGGGAAGGACUAGAUGUCUGGAUAAAACAAACCAGUCAAUAACACCUGUCUGACUGUGUAAACAAGAAAUAAUAAAUAAUGAAAAGUAACCUUAUAUUGUAAACCUUUUUGUCUUGCCUUCUUCGAAUAGUACUAGUAGUAUUCACCGUAUUCAUAUUCCCAAUCCUAGUUUAGCUUGUGGACUACUAUAUGAAGGACUGUGUAACAUUCCCUUUGCAGGAGCUAUUGCCAAUUCCCUCAGGCCUCCAAAGAUUUUCACGUAGGUCUAAUAUCCACAGACCUAUAUGUCAUUUCCUUUGUAGAUUCAGUACCUGAGUAAACAAGAUGAGUAUCCCUUUUGGGGGGUUGAAACCAUCCACAUCCGUGUCUCCUGAACUUCAUCCCAGCAUGUGGUUUGCAAGAAGUUGCUUGCAAGAGGCCAUUGCCCAGCUGAGCAACUUCUCUCACUUCAGCAGCGUGCAGUUAUUAGCAUAGCACUUUGUAGUCAAAGGCAUUGAGAGCCUACCAUGAUAAAUCUAGGAAAUGGCUGCAAAAAUAAAGUUCAUUGAUGCAGUUGGUCCAGCAACCUGCUUGGCAACCCUCUUGGAAUCAAGACACAUUUUUAACACUAACAGCUGGCUGGUAUUUUUAAAGCUUUUCUUAACACUAACGUGACAAUUAUAGGAUUUGUUUGGUUAAAAAAAUGUAUGCCUUAUUUUAUAUUAGAGAAACAAUUGGUUUAACUAUUAAACCACCUUUUUUGCAUUAA
This is a messenger RNA of Hemicordylus capensis (graceful crag lizard), 2544 nucleotides long. RefSeq lists its product as uncharacterized. The record is from RefSeq and is a predicted model, not a curated record. Lineage: Eukaryota; Metazoa; Chordata; Lepidosauria; Squamata; Cordylidae. Bases 215 to 1165 code for a protein of 316 amino acids. The transcript has 2 exons.